GAUGUCAAAAUCAAGAUGCGCUUUGUAUUGUUGGUUGCGUUAUUGGUCGGCUUGGCUGCACUUACCCCGCCAUGUUCCACAUGUACUUGCCAUACCAAUCCACCAACUUGCAAGACUGAGCCACCCGCUUGCAGGACUACGACACCAACUUGCAGGACUAAGCCUCCAUGCACCACUGUGCCACCAACUUGCAAGACUGAACCACCAACCUGCAAGACUAAGCCUCCAUGCACCACUGUGCCACCAACUUGCAAGACUAAGCCUCCAUGCACCACUGUGCCACCAACUUGCAAGACUAAGCCACCAUGCACCACUGUGCCACCAACUUGCAAGACUGAACCACCAACCUGCAAGACUAAGCCUCCAUGCACCACUGUGCCACCAACUUGCAAGACUAAGCCUCCAUGCACCACUGUGCCACCAACUUGCAAGACUGAACCACCAACCUGCAAGACUAAGCCUCCAUGCACCACUGUGCCACCAACUUGCAAGACUGAACCACCAACCUGCAAGACUAAGCCUCCAUGCACCACUGUGCCACCAACUUGCAAGACUAAGCCACCUCCAUGCCCCACCACUGUGCCACCUCAGUGCACCCCCACUGAGCCAACCGCUGCACCAUCUACGGUUCCCUGUGAAAAGUCCACUGUUAAACCACGCUGUACAAAGCGCACCAGGCGACCGCAUGGUGGGAAGACAACCAAGUCUCGUUCGAGUAGGAAAACCAGCAGACGAUCACCGUCCCGAUGCACCAAAAAGAUAGUUCAUCGUCAUCAUCAUCAUCAUUAUCAUCCGGCAACGAAAUCAGGAUCGGGAUGUGGAUGUGGGUCAAAAAAUGAAUCGGGUGGUGGAGGAAUCGGGUGUAUUUUGAAGGAUCUGCUAACACCAAAGUGCCCCAACUCCGAACCGAAGCCUCAGGUGCCGUGCAAGCCUGCACCCAAAUGUAACCCCAAACCAAAACCAAAAGCCACAUCUAAACCAAAGCCAAAGCCAAACCCAAAGCCUUGUGAAUCCUCCAAGAAGCCCGGAAAAGCGCAGCCAAAACCAUGUGCCACCACCAAGAAAGCACGGAAGCCACAGCCACCGAAAAAAGGUUGCUAAAAACAGCAAA
Drosophila yakuba is the source of this 1111-nucleotide messenger RNA. It is a transcript of the gene Sgs4, whose product is annotated as salivary glue protein Sgs-4. NCBI's taxonomy places the organism in Eukaryota, Metazoa, Arthropoda, Insecta, Diptera, Drosophilidae. The transcript has a single exon. The record is from RefSeq and is a predicted model, not a curated record. Bases 16 to 1101 code for a protein of 361 amino acids.